Formica exsecta is the source of this 2542-nucleotide messenger RNA. RefSeq names its product transmembrane protein 8B-like. The record is from RefSeq and is a predicted model, not a curated record. The transcript has 11 exons. NCBI's taxonomy places the organism in Eukaryota, Metazoa, Arthropoda, Insecta, Hymenoptera, Formicidae. The coding region runs from base 231 to 2393 and encodes 720 amino acids. Gene Ontology annotation, cellular component: plasma membrane.
UAGAUAUCAUACUUCUAUGGAUAGUCCUAAAUCUUUUCUUUAUCUGCAUUUUUUUUUAGUUUUUUAUCUUAUUUUUCUCUCUCCAAUAUUUAAAGUUUGUUUAUUUAUUAUCUGUUUUGUGUAUAGAAAGUAUAGUACGCAGUUUUUGUGUAGAGUCAAAACGAUAUAGUGUAUAUAUAUAUUUCAUAUCGUAUAUAUAUUUAUUUUCUAUAAAUGAUAUAUGUUAUGCUAUGAUUUCAACAUGUUUUUCAAUGUUUCUCGAAACACAGUAUUCGAUGUAUCGCCACUUUUCAGUCUUUUUGAAUAUUUUAUUCAUUCUUCUCCGAGUGAAUCACUGUACAAUACCGCAAGCGAGUCAGGAAGAUCUGCUUCACUCAUUUAAGAGCUAUUCUGAUGUAGCAAUGUUUCAUUAUACUGUACCAAAAGAUGUGUUUCGAGCUACAUGGCAUUUUGCUGCCUUUAUGGACGAUCCUACAUGCCAAUCACGGAAAGUUUAUAUGUAUAAAUAUCUGUUGCACCAUUUUAUGAAACAUUUUUCCUUUCCAAUAGGAUUUAAACAUUUAUGUCAAUUAUUUUUUCUAUUUAGAAUAUAUAUUCCAUCCGGAGUAUGGAGUUUCCAUUUGUCAGUUUGGAACUGCAAUUUCUUGUUACACAAUGUUCAAGAUAUUCGCGAACCUUGCAUUGAGGCUAUGUCUCUAAAAGGACGUUCUUUACCAAUAUUCAAUCAUCUUUAUCCUAUGGAAUCCAAAUACCUAACUACAAAUGCUAGUUACACUUUCACAGAAUCUUCUCCUUAUGAAGAUAGUUAUUACUAUUUAUUAGUCGUUUCGAAAAGCGUUAUCGAAUUCAGCGUCAAGGUCGACAUAUUAGGGUGUCCAAUCAGAUUAACAGAUGUAUCUUUUACAAGAAAAUAUAUCGAUACUUUUUUAAGUUUUAAUUCCGUAACAGGAUCAAAUACCAAAGAUGUAUUAAAAUACGAAUGGUCUUAUAAAAAUAAUAAUGCUAGCAGAUUUUACAAUAGAAACAAGUUCUAUCAAAAAAACGAAGAAUAUGAGACUGAUAACGAAUGUAUGCCAAGAUAUCAAUUGGUGCGCGUGAAACACGCGGAGACAUUUUCAACUGUUUAUCUCUUGCAGAGAAAAGAAUGGUUAAGUUCACAGUUAAUACUAACUGAUUCAAUUCCGAUAAUGACGCAAUUUGAUAUUUUGCCAUUAAUCGAUAUUGGUGGCACACUUGAUAUCGAUGUACAUUUGGAAAUAGAAAAGCUGCCAUCAGCACAAUCGGUUUUGGUAACAAUGUGCAUUCAAAGAGUUCGUAUACCUAAACUAGGAAAUCUCCAUUCUUGUCAAAAUGGAACUUUAUCGAUGAAUCUGUCGUCAUUAAACAAACACAACACAAAUUUGUUAAUAGUAUAUCCACAACCAGGCACAUGGUAUAUUAUUAGUCAUGCGACAUGUUAUAAUUGGAAUGGUAAACCUGUACACUGUCAAUAUGGGAAGAUUUCAAUACUAAUAAAUGUACGCAUCAAAAAGUGUGUACUUUCUGACCAAAGUCCUUGUGGUAAUCAUGGCGUUUGUCAAGAAAUUCAGAAGAACGUUCUUCAUUAUGCAACAUGUAAUUGUUUUAAAGGUUACACGGGAUGGGAUUGCACUGACAUUUCGAAUACUAUCACUGCUAUUUCUUCUUUCAUGAGCGCCAUGCUGCUCAUUUUGAGCAAUGCUUUUUUUAUACCAGCUAUAUGUAUAGCUAUAAAACGGAAACUAUAUGCAGAAGGGCUAGUGUACUUAGCCACCAUGCUGUGCUCGUCGCUUUAUCAUGCCUGUGAUCAAAAUGGUGGGCAAUUCUGUAUUGUCAAGUACGAAGUUUUACAAUAUAAUGAUUUUUUCUCGAGUAUUUUGGCGUUCUGGGUUACAUUAGUAUCAAUGGCAGAGUUACCGAUCGAUUUUGUACCAUUGUGCCAUAUGAUAGGAGUUUUUGUUAUCACUUUUGGGGUGCAAGUUGACAGGAUGUGUUUGAUCAGCAUUUUGGUACCACUGUCGAUGGGUAUUAUUAUACCGAUUUUCACGUAUAUCUAUCGCAAUGUUAAAUCUAAAAAGUGCAAGAAACCAAGCCGGAAAAUACUAUUAGGUUUACUCUUCGCUAUUGCAGGAUUAUUACUUUAUUCUUUCAUUGAAACGGAGGAAAAUUAUCAAUAUAUUCAUAGUAUAUGGCAUAUUAUCAUGGCAAUGUCAUUAAUAUUUCUGCUGCCACCAGCGAGAUCGAGACAAACUACAUCAUCGAGAAAUAUUUUUUUCAAUAAUGAUGGCGAGUCGUCAUGGUAUUACAAAGAUUCUUACGAAAUCCCUACAUUCACAAUAACCGAUCAGGAGAAUCAAACAAUUGUUAACAAUUAAAUCAAAAAGUAUAUUUAUGAUUCAUUUUAUAUUGUAUAAGCAUAUUGUUAAUUUAUGAAUAGUUUUAUGAAUUCUUUCUUCUCUCUCUCUUUCUCUCUUUUUCUUUUACAUAGAAUAUAAUUUAUAAAAAUAAAAUAUAUAUUACACAA